AGGGAAUUCCCGAAUCCCGGCGGAUACACAUUUUUUGCAUACAUUUUUUAACACAACAAACACAUCUCACACCACGCUAACAACCAACUGCCGGUAGGUAAUUAAAACCAAUUAUACGUUAUUGUUUGGCACUUGUACAUAUUCAAAGAAUCAUUAUAUACUCUGGCUUUAAACGCAACGAAAACUUGAAACGUGAUUUACCGAAGCCGUGAUCUGAUGCUGGUACCGUUAGCCGUUGCCGUUCAAACUGAUUGAAGACGGUCCGGUACUCCCUCACUAGGUGCACUUACCCAAAUUUACUGAUACUGAAGGUAGUACCAGUAUUUUGAGGAUCUGUAUACUGAUCCUCAAAAUAUGACUGCUAUUCGUCUACUACCGUACUGACCAGUGUCGGGAGGAUCUGAUGGCCAAUGAAUUUGAAUGAAAUGACCAAUAUUGCCAAUAAUGGACAUAAAUUAAAGUAUUAAAGGAUGGUGGCUUGACCUCAUGUCUCAUGUUCAUUUCAUUUAUUUAAUGGAUGCAAUGUAUUAUUUAUUCAGUGUGAGUCUGGAAUAUUGAUUGUACACGUUACUCAUGUUACAUGCCAUGCCAUCAGCGAUUUAGACAUGGAAGUUUAGAAAGUUAAUUAAAACUAAGAGUGAUGAGAUGAAUACUAAAAAUAGUAACGGGGGGGGGGGGGGGGGGGGAAAAACAAAAAAAUGACCCCUAUCUAUCUAAUAUUAUAACUAACAAGUUUUAAACAAGGCUACUAAGAUCAUGAUUAAGAUGAAGUAAAAACUUGCAAAAACUGCUCUAGUCUCUAGCUAGCAAUUUUGUUUGAGCAAUUAAAAUUAAAGUCUAACGCGGGAACCACAACAAAAAAGGACUGCAAUUGUAUGAGUUAUGAUAAGAAAUAAAUUUUUUUUUAAAUUUAAUCAGUCAGACAAGACUGACAAUUGGUUAUUAUAAACCUGAUUUUAAACCUUUAAUCAUUUCAGUGGCACUCAUUAUACCGUAAUUGAAAUAUUGGCACUCUUCCGAACACCAGUCCCAAAUUAAAAAAACUUGUAAAACAAGUAAAUGUAUCGAAUGAGCAGUUACUUUGGCCUUGGCAAUUCAAUAAUGUUUAGCCAAGUACAUGAUCAAAUGUGAUAAAUGCAACUCGACAUCUUAAAGUACUGUCUGAAAAUAUGUUCUUUGUGGCUAAAGCACCACUGGAAAGGACACAAGUAGUUUGAAAACAGAAUUAGCUGUACGGUAGUUUACAGUGGUGUCCCAACUUUCAAUGCAUCAUGUUAUGACAAUUUUGUAUGUGGUAAGCCCACAGUUUGCAUAUUCUGCAUGUCAUAUUGCACGGACGGCAGUUCCAUUGGUAACCAUUAAGUGACUUGGCAUGUCGGAAAAAAGACAUGUGAUCUUGACAGUUAUGAGAUGGUUUUCAUUGAGCCUCACUGACCAAUGCUUGCUGUCAUACAGUGCCUUUGACGUUGUGUUGUAAGUUUGCAUGUUUCCUGGCAAAACACUAUUUGCAAUAUGAACUGGCCCAUGUCGUCUGCCGGCCAUGAUAUUUAUUUUAUAUUAUUACAACCAGUUAGUCUGCAAGACAACUCCAGUUGUUCAGAAUGGUAGUCAUAAAUUAUGUCACCAAUCAUCAGGGCUGCCUGGCACUUUCUAACGAAAAGUGUACUAUUUGACAUUUGGGACUGGCGUUCGGAUGAGUGCCAAAUUAUUAUAUAUUUAAUUACUUUCUUAAAAGUUUGGCAAAGACUAGAAAUGAGUGCUACGAUUGAAGCUCCAUAUUUACUUAUAGCAAAAAAGCUUGUGCUGGAGUUUUGCUAAAAUGUAUUUUUUUAAAGAUAGGAUAAUAAGGAUAUGUUUAGUCUUAAUUUUGCUGAAUCAGUUUUGAAAUACCCGGUAUAUAUUUUUAAAAAUUAUUUCUAUUCACAGAAAAAAGAAAAGAUUUUAAUAUAAAGAAGGUCUGUUACAUCAACUCCAGCAAUGUCUGAUAUAACAAUCUCAACAAGCCCACUAGUUUCAGUACUAGUUACAAGUACAGCUAAUCCAUAUGGUGUGGAGCGCAGAUUUGAAAGAGCAUUGACAAUUUCAGCUCUUAAAACAAAAUUGGAACUUAUUACUGGUGCAUUUGCUCAAACUAUGAAACUUACAGCUUACACUUCAGAAAAUAAACUUGUAUGUUCUCUUGAUAAUGAUGAAGCUUUGCUUGGAUCAUACCCUAUUGAUGAUGGCAUGACUCUCCACGCAGAGGACUCCAAUCUCAAACCAGAUGAAUAUUCAGACACAUCAAAGGUGGAAAAGUUUGAAAUUUCACAAGAAGAAUAUGACAAACGCCAAGAGUCUAUGAAAGCAUUCAAAGAGAAAAAUAAGCUUGGUCGAUUCAAUAAAGAAGAAAUGAUGCGAAAGGAGGCUGAACUAAAAGCAAAGGAAGAAGCCAAUGAAGAAAAGGCUAAAAGCUUUAAAGUUGGAGAUAGGUGUGAAGUACGUGUCGUUGGUCAGCCAACUCGUCGUGGUUCUGUUAAAUAUGUUGGCACUACAGACUUUAAACCUGGAGUUUGGGUUGGAGUCCAAUAUGAUGAACCACAUGGUAAAAAUGAUGGAACUGUAGGUGGCAAAAAAUACUUUGAGUGUCCACCAAAAUAUGGUGGUUUUGUACGGCCAUUUCAAGUAGAAGUUGGAGACUUCCCAGAAGAAGGCUUAGCGCUAGAUGAUGAUGAAAUGUGAUCUUCUUAGUAGACUCCGUAUUUGCUUGAAUGAGCUUUACGAUUUAUUUCUCAUCAUUCAGUUUAACAUCAUCUUCUUGUGUACCGGUACCGUUAUAGUCAAGCUAGAUUUGUAAACUGCAAGAGAAGGAGAGAAAAAAAACACAAUUCUGGUACAUUUAAUUUUAUCAACUCCAUUUAUGGUCCCUUUAUUAAAAAUAACAUUUAGUCUGCAUUUGACAAUGACAUGCUAGAGUGUAACCCCUUGAGCCUUACAGGUUUUUCAACUUUUUAUUUAAAGGAACGACACCAAAAUUACUGUUGUUGUGAUUUUAGAUUUUUGUUUGAAGAUUUACCUGUACCGGUACUGUAAAAAAAACUUGAGAAAAAAUUAAACAAUUUGUUUAAUGCUUAAAUUGCUUUCUUGAAAUAUAUCUAGUUUAACUGUUAAGGGAAGGCCUGUGAGUGGUAUAUGUCAAUCAGUUGCCAAAUGCACAGACCCUUUGAGGUAGAGCAUUUCUGACAGAAUAAGUAAAUGUAACUCAGUUUUUGUGGUUCUUAAAAAUGCUUUUUGUUUAUAAUAAAGUUGGCCUGCUUAGUGUUCCUUUUAUUUUAUCUUAGGACAUCCAUAAUUGAAUAAUAGCUAUUUACUUUUUAGUACCGUAUUUCUCUCCUCUGUGGGGUACUUUGAUCUCACCAAAACUGUUGUCUGGCCAAAAAUAAAGGCCCAGAAAAAAGCUGAAAUUUAUUUCCAUAAUUUUUUAAUGUUGGUUUACUCCCAUAGCCACUAGACUAUUAUUAUUAGAGAUUGAUGAAUGUUGUCUGAAUUUGUUUUGAUUUGUUUCUUGAAUGGCUGGGUUUGCACAAACUCUUACUUAACUAGAGUAUACACUUUACAAAUUAAUAUACCGGUACCACUUAAAGUAUUGUACCGGGUAUGUAAUUUUCCAUAUAUUUCUCUUUGUAAAUUAGUAUCUUGAAACUUUUUUAAAUGGUUGUUAACUGUUAUAUUAUAUAUUUUUAGUUUUUAAUAUGGUUGUUCAAAAAGACUUUUCAUUAGUACUGUAGCAUAUAAUAGUUUCAAGACUUGUGUAAAAAUUUAGUACAAUUUAUUAAACACUUUGCUUUGUCAUAAAUAAAAAUAAUUUUUUUUUCUCGCAUUUGAAAUAUAAAUCAUAGACCUCUAUUCGGUACCUGUACUAAACUAGGUUAAUCCCUGUCACCACCAGGAUAUUAACCCCAGAUAUCUGGAAAAUAAAAAUAUAAACUGUUCAGUUUUUCUACCUAACAUUGGUUUUCACAAAGAAUUAUGUUUUUCAAAAUAAUACUGGCAUAUUUAAUAUUUAUAUAUAACUUAUAUCAAAUUAAUUUUUUAAUAUUUAUUCACCUCUUGACAAAACUACCUGAAAAAAAAUCAUGAUGUAAGUCAGCAAUAAGUAAUUUCAUUUGAAAAAAUAAUUCAAUCAUCAUCAGUGGAAAUAUAAUAUGGUACCGGUAUGCUGAUAUUUUAAAAAAAAGAAAAAAAAAGAAACCUAAAUGUUUUAUAUUUACUAAUUGUAAGCUCAUAUUUAAAUAUUGCUUUGUUUUAAUACUUGCUGAUGGUGUUUCCUAUAAGUUAAACUAUAUGUAUGGUAAUUUCUAGCCGCAACAUGUGUAUUUGUUAUCAUAUGUCUUUGUAUCAGCUAUAACAUAGUAGCCAGAAAUUUAACAGCUUCUAUUGAGUCAAAAUUUAUUUAUUUAAGAAUAAAGUUACUUCAGUAAGAAUACUGUAAUUAAUUACAUUUUUUAGAUUGCCUCAUUUUUAUGAAGCUCUAUCUCAUUAAGAUUAUGCUUCUUGGUGGCUCAUUUUUAUGCAAUGUUUUUUUUUUCAUUUAUUUAUUUACUCAGUGUUGCCUUUGUGUUUGAAACAUUAAAAAUAAUUUGUAUUGAAUUCAAUUCCUUAUUUUGCACCAGAUUCCUCAUUGUUGUGUGCUGGUAACUAUAAUUUGGAGAUUUAUUUCAUAAUAUGGUCCAGGUCUUUAAUGUUACCAUCCUAUCUAUGGGGAAGGUUGAAUCCAAAACUGAAAUGUGUGUAUUUUUAUUUUAGUUUUAGAUAUGGGUACCAGUAAUAAAAAAUAAUUUAGUAGACCAAUCAAAUUAAUCAACUCAACUAAAAAAAAAUUAAAAUGAUGAUUUUUUUAUCAAUUAUAUUAUAUAAAUUAAAGGGUAAUUGGUCUGGUAAAUAAAAGGAUUGAUCUUCACACACUGUGUAUCAAGUUCAGAUUGAACUAGCAGCUUAAAAAUUGUACAUCCUUUAAGCACUCAAAAAUGUGUCCCCGUGUCCAUGGUAAUUGUAGAAAUCCCUAAAAAAUAAUCCUAAAUUCAUCCAUACCGUAUUUAAUGUACCGGUACUUUGAUGAAAUGAAAAUAUCUCAAUUUAACAGACAAAAGAAGUCCAUGGACUAAAAAAGAGUUUAAGAAAACCUGCAUUAAAUAAUUUUACAGUAUUCAACGAAUCCUUUUCUUUGCAUAGUCAGACAAAAUAAUAUAAACGUAUCCCGGCCGGGUUUCACAACCUGGAGUGCUCGCAUUCCUGGGGUGGGGGUCAAGAAGACAUAUCAUUGGGUUGCGAGGAAAUGGAAUUUAAGAACCGUGGAGACAUUCGCUUUUCAAUUACGACAAAUGUUUAUUUAUAUAUAUAUAUUUCUUUUUAAUAAAGUUUUUUUUUAACUUUCUUUUUUAUGUAAUACAGAUCUCUUUGUAAUUCAAUAAAAAAAUUAGAAGUCCA
Messenger RNA from Lymnaea stagnalis (great pond snail), 5463 nucleotides. NCBI's taxonomy places the organism in Eukaryota, Metazoa, Mollusca, Gastropoda, Lymnaeidae. The record is from the annotation of a GenBank genome assembly.